Ascochyta rabiei is the source of this 906-nucleotide messenger RNA. RefSeq lists its product as uncharacterized. Gene Ontology annotation, molecular function: oxidoreductase activity. The record is from RefSeq and is a predicted model, not a curated record. NCBI's taxonomy places the organism in Eukaryota, Fungi, Ascomycota, Dothideomycetes, Pleosporales, Didymellaceae. Bases 1 to 906 code for a protein of 301 amino acids. The transcript has a single exon.
AUGUGCUCUGUAAUGGACCCAAGAUUCAUUCUCAACUCUUCAAUCGAUUACUUGUCCAGACUCAGAAUGUCAUCAACAGCUGUAAGCACCUUGAAAAUCCUCAUCACAGGUGGAGCCCGUGGUAUUGGUCGCGGUCUUUUCCGCCAGUUUUUGGCUAGAGGUCAUCGAGUAAUCAUCCUUGAUUCGAACAUCGAAGAGCUGGAGCAUGUCAAAACGCAAGCUGGGAAAUGGUCAAGCGCGCAAGGAAGUUGGCAUGCACUGCAAUGUGACCUGAGCAAGCGAGAGCAGAUCAAGGAUGCAGUUCGGGCGGUAAAAGAAACGUUUGAUGGAAAAUUGGACGUAUUGAUCAACAAUGCAUUCCCAACAACUCUCCAAAUCGCGGAAGACCGAGCCAUGGAAGGACAAAGCGAUGACAUUGAGCAGGAAUGGGACCUCAAGAUCGCCAUUGGCCUGACGGCGCCUUUCAUUCUCAGUCGUCUUUGCGUCCCUCUCCUUCUGGCUGGCAGCUCAACACCAGACUCGCCAGGCACCAUUAUCAACGUUUCUUCGACACGAGAAUAUCAAGCUGAAGUAGAUCACGAGGCGUAUUCCACGGCGAAGGCGGGCAUCCUGGGUCUGACACAAUCAAUGUCAAUAUCUCUUGGACACCGCCACAACAUUCGUGUGAACGCGAUUAUCCCGGGCUGGAUCCAUGUCGAGAACGAGAGCAAAGCUGGUGAUGAGAAGGGCGCUGCCUGGGAAGAGGGUCUCAGCAAAGAAGACGUCGCAUGGCAUCCGGCAGGCAGAGUCGGCAAGAGUGAAGAUAUUUCCAGGGCUGUGGAGUACCUUAUUGAAAGCGGGUUUGUCACGGGCCAGGAGGUCGUAGUCGAUGGCGGAGUGGGCAGGAAGAUGGUAUACCCAGAAUAA